CAUAUAUCCAGUGGUCGUCACCAAAUUCACAAUAUUCAAUACAUUUUACACAAAUAAUCCACUCUUCCACACACAGAGAGAGAGAGAGAGAGAGAGAGCGUGUUAGUUCGCUGAAGAAGAGUCCAUUUUUAGAGUGAGAGAGAGAGAGAAUCAUGUGCUGCGGAGACGGUGAUUGCAGGCCGCUAGGGUUCCUAUUAGGCCUACCCUUCGCCUUCCUUUCCCUCCUCAUCUCCAUCGUCGGCAUCGCCAUCUGGAUCGUCGGAUUGCUGUUGACUUGUAUAUGCCCUUGUUGUCUGUGCGUUACGAUCAUAGUGGAGCUUGCUUUGGAGCUCAUCAAAGCCCCAAUUCACGUCAUGGAAUGGUUCACCUCUCAGAUCCCUUGUUAGUGUUUUUUUUUUUUUCUUUUUGGUUAUGUAGGAUAUCCUGAUCAGCUUUACCCGCAUCAAAAUAAAUCCCCACAGCCCGAACAAGCAUCAGAAUCAACCUUGUUAGUGUUUACUUUUAAAUUUUUACGCUUUACAAUUAUGUCUCUUCUUUGUGUGAUGGAUUGAAAAAUAGGUGUUGUUUGAACUUUGGUGGUGUUGAUUCUUGGUUAGAUUUCUAAUGUAAUUAAAGAUUUUUGUGGUUGGAGAUUUCUCUUUCGUUUUUAUUUUUUUUAUAUAUUAAAUUUCUGAUUUUUGUA
Camellia sinensis is the source of this 682-nucleotide messenger RNA. Lineage: Eukaryota; Viridiplantae; Streptophyta; Magnoliopsida; Ericales; Theaceae. The record is from RefSeq and is a predicted model, not a curated record.